AGCAGAGCAUCUGAAUCAAAAUAUCAAUGUUCAUAUCCUCUCCAAAAGGCUAUUGAACACCAAAAAAACAAACCUUCAAAACUGUAAGAAAAUUAAUCUGACACUACUCCACAAAACACCUAAAAAUGUCAACCGGAGGGAGUCUUUUGGAGCAGUCUGAUUUUGCUCUUCUGGAGUCCAUCAGGCAGCACCUUCUUCUCGACGACAUUUUCGACACCGUCGCGGCUUCUUUUCCGGCAUCAUUUGAUUACACUGCACCUCCUUCCUAUUGCUGGACCUCGAGCUUCGGCGGCCUCUUUAUGGCCGAUAAUUGGAAUGGUCAUUUGCCUUUCAAAGCCGACGAUUCUGAUGACAUGGUGCUCUACGGUGCACUAAGCGACGCCGUUAGCUCCGGCUGGAGCCCCUCCUAUGGAGCCGAUGCUGUUUCGCUGCCGACUGUGAAGGUGGAGACACAGGAGGAGGUCGUGAAUCAAGCGGUGAAGGUGGAGCGUGUGGCUCACGCUCCGACAAGAGGGAUGCAUUAUAGGGGAGUGAGGCGGAGGCCCUGGGGAAAGUACGCGGCGGAGAUUAGGGACCCAAAGAAGAAUGGGGCCCGAGUUUGGCUCGGGACCUACGAGACGGCUGAGGAUGCCGCUUUGGCCUACGACAAAGCCGCUUUCAAGAUGCGCGGCGCCAAAGCCAAGCUCAAUUUCCCUCAUCUCAUCGGGUCGGGUAUAUCGGAGCCCGUUCGGAUAACACCGAAGCGCCGCUUACCGGAGCCUUCUUCUCCUUCAUCGUCCUCGUCCUCCGAAACGGUGUCGUCCAAGCCCAAAAGGAGGUGUGGUGUUGAAUCGGCGGUUAGAACCGAGUCGGAUAAUGAGUCGUCGCAAGUGAAUCAGUUUAGCUGUAAUUCAAUGCUCCCCAAUUUACCAUAGAACCAUAUUUAAUAUAAUAUUAAAUUCAGUAAUUUGUAAAUUUUGAUUUUUCGCCACCGACCAUAAUGUUUGUACAUAUUAAUUAAUUUGAUUAGCCCCGUAACUUAAAAAGUUUGGUUUGCAUUAUCAACA
Molecule: messenger RNA, 1046 nt
Organism: Ziziphus jujuba (common jujube)
Lineage: Eukaryota; Viridiplantae; Streptophyta; Magnoliopsida; Rosales; Rhamnaceae
Product: ethylene-responsive transcription factor 2
Exons: 1
Coding region: 126-914 (262 amino acids)
Biological process (GO): regulation of DNA-templated transcription; ethylene-activated signaling pathway
Molecular function (GO): DNA-binding transcription factor activity; DNA binding
Source: RefSeq, a predicted model, not a curated record